AUGUGGAAAGUGCCCAUCAGGUCUGUGGAGCUGAAACUGGGGAUAGUUGCGGAGGGGAGGGUGAGGAGGGUGAAGGAGUGGAGGGAGAGAGAAAAGGCUAAAUGGGAUGAGCUCGUUCAGCCGUCGGCAUUGUUUGAGGCGGGGUUGGGGCCAAAGCCAAGUAGUGGGGAUCUCGACCGAGCAGAGUUGGAGGCGAGGAGAAGGGUGCAGGAGGCAGAGGAUCAGGCCAUUCUUGCCAAAGCCCAGCAAUUCAAAGAGUCCCAGGCCGACCGGCCACCAAAACCUGUUGCGAAGGAGCGGAUUCGACCUCGCCCCAAACCCUUGGGAGAGAAAAACUUGGGCGAUUUUGUGCCGCGGCCGCCCCCAGCAGACCCUUUGAAGGAGAGGUCGUUGAAGGAGAUGGAGGCAUUGGGCGUGGGAAAGAAGAAGAAGAGAGUGAGUCAGAGUGAGGAAGUGUCUGCCCAGAAGGGGAGGAGGGAGAUGAGUGUGAAAAAAACCAGUGCAGUCGUGGGGUCUGAAGGGGGAGAAGGGGAGGGGGCCCCAGGAAGGGUAGGUGGCCCAGAAGUGGUGGAUAUUGCCUUAGAGGUCACAAAGGUCGUCCCCGAAAGGCAAGUGGAGGAUGAGGCUGUUGGCCCUGGGCGAAGGAGGGAGGGACAGCCUCAGGGGGGUCUUGUACCGCAAGAAGAAGGAGUUGGUGAGACCACGGCGAUCUACCAUGCUCGUGUGGUGGCGGGGCGGCUGGAGGGAGAAGAAGGCCCAGCCAGAGCAGGGGCAGAUCGCCUUGUAGGGACUGUAGAAGAGGCAGCCUUGCGCUCGGCCUCCAGAUUCAACGAGGCUGAGCUGCUAAGGGGAUUAUACUCCGCUCAAAUGGAGUUAAAGGAGAAGAGUGCGAGUUGGGAGAGUGCCCACAUUGAGCUACAAACGGUUAAGGCGGAGGUGGAGGACACACGCUGCCAGGUUGUGUCGCUCGAGUUCCAACUUGCUGGUGAGCAGAAGAAGUUGGACGAGGCCCAAAGAGCCUACGUCGUCGCGGUUGAGCGACAUGAAGAGGCUAUGAGCAAUAAUGAGGAGCUGGUCAGGCAAAAGGACGAGGCGGAUAGUAGAGUGGGCGAUCUCCAGAGGGAACUGGAGGGCGAGCGCGCCAAGGCAGGGGAGGAGAAAGGGAGACUCCAGAGGGAGUUGGAAGCAGCGAGAGUGCAUGUGGCGGCGGAAAAGGAGAGCCUGAAGAAGGAGUUAGAGGCAGAAAAGGCGAAGGCGGCGUCGGAAAGGGCGGCCCUGCAGAAAGAGCUGGACGAAGAGAGGGCAAGGGCAGCUUCUAAAAGGGCGGCCUAUCCCGAUCUGUGCAUCGCAGUAGUGGAGCAAUUCAAAGGGUCUGUCGAAUUCCAGACGGCGGUUGAUGCCGUGGUCGCGAGUAGCCUGAUAAAUGAGGCAUGGGCAAAGUGUUUGUAG
Molecule: messenger RNA, 1449 nt
Organism: Camellia sinensis
Lineage: Eukaryota; Viridiplantae; Streptophyta; Magnoliopsida; Ericales; Theaceae
Source: RefSeq, a predicted model, not a curated record